Messenger RNA from Prorocentrum cordatum, 4709 nucleotides. The record is from the annotation of a GenBank genome assembly. NCBI's taxonomy places the organism in Eukaryota, Dinophyceae, Prorocentrales, Prorocentraceae.
AUGCCGUCGGCGAAGGAGGUUCAGGAACAUGAGGAUCAGGCUCACGCAGUUUUCCGAGCCUGGUGCAAGGCUUGUUGCGAAGGACGAGGAUUGGGAGCACAACAUCGGAGAGAGUUCGAGUUGGAUCCGGAGUUCGGCGAGAACGUGGUACCGAUUGUGGCCUUCGACUACGGCUUCAUGACGCAAGAGGGCGCGGACACGUACCCGAUCCUGGUGGUUCGGGAGACCAGGUUCAAGCAUGCGGCGGCGACGUGCGUGGAGGCAAAGGGCGUGAACGCCUACGCGGUUGCGUUCAUGGUGGGGCUGAUUCGCGACUUGGGCUACCGUAGGCUGAUCCUCAAGUGCGACAACGAGCCCGCCACCAAGGCGCUGCAGAAGAAGAUUGAGGAGAGCGUCGUCGGAGUCGAGAUCCUACCUCAAGGACCGCCCGAGGGAGACCAUCGAGCGAACGGUCUGGUAGAGGCGGCGGUGAGGGAGGUCAAAAGGAUGUGCCGAACGAUACGUGUCGCUAUGGAACUGAAGAGAGGAGAGAGAGUUGAGGACGACCACCCAAUCCUGAGCUGGCUGCCCCGGUAUGCGGCGCAGGCGAUUAGCAAGAUGAGGAUCGGGACCGACGGCAAGACGGCGGAGAUGCGAAGGACUGGUCGCCGGUGGCGCAAGCCGCUAGCACAGUUCGGUGAGAAGGUCUGGUUCCGACGCAUCGGAGAGGAUGGAGGCAGCAGCUAUGCCAGCAGGAUGACCCAGGGGAGGUUCGUUGGCCAUCACGAUCGGACUGGUGCGACGUUGUGCAUGACUGGCAAAGGAGUGGUUCGCGGCAAGUCCUGGACGAGGCAGGCUCUAGAAGAUGCUUGGGAUAGAGCUGGCUGGGGCGAUCUGUGUGGGACGCCCUGGGAGAUGCUGGCCAAGGAGACCAAGCUGGAGAAGAAGGUGACAGCGGACAAGGACGGCAAGGGAGAGCCCCUGCCAAACCCACCAGGGGUGGAGAGGGCGCCGGAGGUGGCGCCAAGGAGGUUCUACGUCCUCACGGCAGACAUCGAGGACCAGCAAGAGAGGCUGCAGCGGAACCAGCGGCGCCGCCGGCGCCGACAGGAGGAGGAGAUGAACAGAUGCGCGCUGAUGAGGAAGGCGACGGACGCGUUGCCGGAGAAAGACAAGAAGCACGAGGAGUGCCAAGAGAGACGCUUCGAGUACCGCAAGAGUUCUGGCGCGGGCGCGGGACCAGCUGAGGGAGCCGUACCUAGAGUUUCUGGGGCUGGACAUGUCGAUGCGGAUGUACCCAUCACGGCCCUGGACUUGCUGGAGCCCAUGAGGGGCCAGGACUCGAGGUACAUGCAGGAGCUCCUGAACUGGUACAGGCACGAUGAGAUGGGGGACCUCGACCUCAGGGAGUUGGGCGAGCUGAAGGAGGAGCUCGCGGCGUUGAAGGCGCUGGACUUCACCGAGAAGGGCACAGAGGACGAGGAAGCUGAUCUGGGAGCAGUGGACGUGAUGGAGAUCUUCUCGCCCCCGAGGUUCACGGAGGCGGCGAGGAGGCAUGGGCUCAGGCCUGGCGUGGCAGUGGAUCUCUCUACGUGCCGACCGAGUGACGGAGUCGGCUGGGAUCUGCUGAGGAAGGAUGACCAGGAAGAGCUCAACAGGAUCAUCGAGAAGGAUGAACCCUGGCUGCUCACGGGGAGCCCGAGGUGCGACCCGUUCAGCCAGCUGCAGUACCUGAAUAGGCUGACCACGGACGAGAAGGUCCGGGAGCGGAGGCUUCGAGAUGGACGUGAAGGGCUGCGGGUCGCGAUCGAGGCGUACAACAAGCAGUACGAUGCCGGAAGGUACUUCCUGCAUGAACACCCGGCCACAGCUACUUCAUGGAAGGAGCAAGGCAUGGAGGAGUUGAUGUCCCGAGAGGGCGUCUACUACGCGCAGGGCCCGAUGUGUCGGUACGGGCUUCAGCUGCCGGAGAAGUACCGGGACGAGAGUGACGGCGUCCCGGAGUACGUGAGGAAGGAGACGGGCUUCAUCACGAACAGCGAGGAGAUCUGGCAUGAGCUGAAUGGCAAGUGCUCCAACCUGGUUGGAGGAGAGCUUCACCGGCACACCGAGCUCAAGGGCGGAGUGGCUCACUUCGCGGCGAAGUACCCUCCGAAGUUCGUCAGUGCGGUGCUGAGGGCGCUGCGAAGGCAGCUGAGGAAGGAUGGAGAGCUCAAUGCAGUUGACGAGAUCGCGGGACCGGUUCCCGAGAUCCCGAUCGAGUACAAGGAGAUGCUCGAGAAAGGCGGAGGCUUCUGGGAUGAUGUCAACGGCGGUUUCCUUCCGACCGAGAAGGUCUUGGCGGCGCGCCAGGAGGAGAUGGACUGGAUCCACGGCGAGAAGGUCUACGACAUCGUUCCGGAACAAGAGGCUCAAGAAGCAGGAGUACGACCACUGGAUGUUCUAUGGGUCGACACGGACAAGUCCAUGGACCCGAACGAGCAGAAGGUGAGAUCCAGGCUGUGCGUGCGCGAGUACAAGACGAAGAAGGAUGGCAAGGUCCAGAGGGCUCUACCGGCGGCGCAGCUGUUCUCGGCGAUGCCGCCGCUGGAGGCCGUGAAGAUCUUGAUGUCCAAGAUGAUGACGGGAGGCGUGUCCAAGUCAGGCAAGCGCCUGAAGUUGAGGCACUAUGACAUCUCCAGGGCGCACUUCAUGGGCAAGGCUCAGCGGCUGGUGUACAUCAGGCUCCCAGCCGAAGAUCGCCAGCGCUACGGAGAGAAGAUGCUCGGCCGCCUGGUGAAGUCGAUGUACGGCACCCAGGACGCCUCACAUCUUUGGCAGCUGGACUACGUGGAGCUGUGUUGCUCGAGUGAAGGCGGCUUCAAGAGGGGCAAGCAUAACGCGGCGCUGUUCUUCAACCCGACGGCGGACAUCAGCAUGGCUGUCCAUGGGGACGACUUCGUCGUGCUCUCGGACGACGACGGGCUGAACCACGUCGACAGGCUGCUGGCGUCGAAGUACCCGAGCAAGCUGAUGGGCACCGUGGGCUUCGACGACGGCGACAACGACAGCUUGCAGCUGCUGAACAGGAUCGUGAGGAGAGGCCGAGAUGCUAGAGGAGAAUACCUCGAGAUCGAGCCCGACCCGAGGCAUGCGAAGAUGAUCCUGGCGGAGACGGGCUGCGCGGAAUCCACGAAGGCCGUCAACACGCCCAGGGAGAAGAUCAAGGACGCGACGGUCCUCGAAGGCAUCAAGGGCAAGAAGCUGGUCGCGAGCGAGGUCACUCGCUACAGGUCGGUGUGCAUGAGGCUCAGCUACCUGGCGCAGGACCGGCUGGACCUGGUGGAGAGCGCGAAGAGUGCGGCUCAGCGGAUGGCUGGUCCGACGGAGUUCGACUGGCAGCCGCUUAAGAGGGUCGCUCGCUACUUAGCAGGUCGACCGAGGGCUUCGAUCCGGUAUCGGAUGCAGGCGCCGGUGGACAAGAUCGAGGUGUACGUGGACAGCGACUUCGCGGGGGACCCCAUCAGCCGGAAGUCGACGACGGGCUUGGUGGCCAUGGUGGGGUCGCACCCCAUCAAGGGCAGCAGUACCCUGCAGAGCCUCACUUCUCUCAGCGUGGGUGAGGCGGAGUUCUACGCAGUGGUCAAGGGGGCUGCAGUGGCGCUGAUGCUGAGGUCCAUCUACGAGGACUUCGGCGACAACAUGGAGGCUCGGGUGCUGAGCGACAGCACCACCGCCGGGAGCCUGGCCGACCGUCUGGGUGUUGGGCAGAGGACCAAGCACAUCCAGACGAGGUUCCUGUGGGUCCAGGAGCGGGUGCAGGACAAGGACCUGAAGGUGGUGAAGGUUCACACGUCCAGGAACCUGGCCGACCUGGCGACGAAGCCAGUGAGCGGAGUUCUUCUGGAUAAGCACUGCGGAGCGGCAGGUGCGGCGCGCAGGGCCGCGCGCGUCGUGGGCCUCGGCGUCGGACCGCCACCCCCCGAAACGGAGCCCCUGGCGCCGCCGGGCGGCGCCGAGAGUCUCGGGGCAGGCGCGGCGCGAGGUCCUGCGAAGCGAAGCAGCUUGGCCAGGACGUUCCUGGCGCUGCGCCGCCGCGUAAGGCAGCAGCCGACCGCUGUGCUCCGGCACGUGGACUUGGUGCGCAGGGCCGCGCAGCACUACCAGUGCUACGACGCCUUCGCCCGCGUCGCCAUGACUCUGGGCACCAACCAGCUGCUGUUUGCUAUCAGCUAUUAUGCCCUCGGGUACCUUAUCGUGCAAGACGGCGCCCCGUGGCCGGGGCUGUGCGUCGUGCUGGUCAUGGUCUCCGUGGCGGCCACGCUGGUGCAGAUGGACCUCUCGCUCACGCGCGGUGAGCAAGUGACUGCCCAGGUCCUCAUCGUCUCAGGCCCGUCUUUUGCGUCCUUUGCGGUCACGGUGCAGUGCAUGUACACGGCUCAGGGCGACUUCGCGGCUUCGUGCGUGAUCCCUUUCGUGGCCGCCGCGCAGUGCCUGUGGCUCGCGUGGGUCCUCAACGCCUGCGACGUGCAGGUGCAGCCGAGCGGGGCGGCACUGCCGACCAAGUUUCGGACCGUGCUGUACCUGGACGUUUUCGGCUGGCUCUUCAGACGGGAAAGAAAGGCGCCCGCCGACCGCGCGGCCGUGCCCGACGACUGCGAGGCGGCGGGCGAGGGCGCGCGGUCGCCACGGCUCUGGAAGCCCGCGGCUGGCGCAGGCAGCCUCGAGCUGAAGCGGUCCUCGCUCAAGAG